AUGAAGACUAGCAAGGAAGCAGUAAAGAAGAAGCCGACCAAGCCGUUGGCGAUAAAGAUGAAAAACAAACAGAAGAAUCAACAGUCCCCAACUGAUAAAGCAACUCCAUCUGAAAGUGCUCCGCCACUCACUUCAAAGUUGCAAUCCCCGACAAACACCAAAUCCGCAAAACCAUCUCUUACACCUGAUAGUAGGCGAUCAUCACCAAGGAACAAGAAGUCAAGUGAUAAAGCAUCUCCAUAUGAAAGUGCUCCACUCACUUCAAAGUUGCAGACUAGCAAGGAUACGAUAAAGAUGAAGGACAAAAAGAAGUUUGCGAUAAAGAUGAAAAACAAGCAGAACACUCAACAGUCCCCAACUGAUAAAACAUCUCCAUUCGAAAGUGCUUCACUCACUUCAAAGUUGCAAACCCCGCCAAAAACCAAGUCUGCAGAACCAUCUCUUUCACCUGAAAGUAGGCGAUCAUCACCAAGGAACAAGAAGUUAGCAGAAGAUAAUGUUGAACCAUCUCCAAAUACAAUGCAAUUAAGGCGAACACCAAGGAAUAGGAAGCUAACAGAACCAAGUGUUGUUGUUUCUCCAACUAAAUGUGUAACAACUUCAAAGCAUCAUCGACAACUGGAAAGUGAACUGUCGUCACCCACUACAAAGAGACAAGCUACUAGGAAGAAGAAUGUGCAAUCCCAAUCUAAAAGCUCUAAGGGAGAUGAUGAAAAUUCUGGAGUGGGGCGAAAGAAUGUGAAGCGGAAACUUGACACAAGCAGCACAGGCACAUGUCUGAAUGUUCAACUUAGGGAUCCAAACGACACACUCGCAGAUUUGCAAGAGGAAGAAGAAGAGGAAGAGGAAAAUCUACGUACCCGUAAAGCUGUGGAAGAGGAUAACUCUAAUCAUGUGGAGCCUGAUGUGGAAGAAGAAAAUGAUAAUAGUAAUGAUGAUGAGCCUGAAUUGGAGAAUGGUAAUAGUUCUGAUAAUGAGGAAGGUGAAGAAGGAAAAGAAGCGAAGAAAAGAAAGUAUGUUCCACGUGGCCCAACCCAGAUGCAUGCAUUGAAGUUAGAUUCUGUUGAGCCGAAGAGAACAGUUUCCUUCAAUACUAAUGAACAGCCGAUGGGCAAUCCAUCUGUGCAACUAGCCGGUGUACUAAGGGUGCUUGUUCGGAAACUUCCGUUAACUUUCAGGGAUUGGAGACGUGUCCCUAUUGAAGCCAAAGAAAACAUAUGGAAGAUAGUCUUGAGCCGAUUCAUUGUGUCUGAGUGUUACAAAGACUACUAUUUCAGCAAAAUGGGAGCUUAUCUUAGAGAAGCAAGGUCAAGGAAAGCUGGUUUGGUAAUCGAUGCUUUGGAUUGGCUCCAAGGGGAAGAAAGAAACGACUGGAAAAGUUAA
Messenger RNA from Papaver somniferum (opium poppy), 1383 nucleotides. RefSeq names its product TNF receptor-associated factor family protein DDB_G0272098-like. Bases 1 to 1383 code for a protein of 460 amino acids. The transcript is spliced from 4 exons. NCBI's taxonomy places the organism in Eukaryota, Viridiplantae, Streptophyta, Magnoliopsida, Ranunculales, Papaveraceae. The record is from RefSeq and is a predicted model, not a curated record.